Molecule: messenger RNA, 720 nt
Organism: Cynara cardunculus var. scolymus (artichoke)
Lineage: Eukaryota; Viridiplantae; Streptophyta; Magnoliopsida; Asterales; Asteraceae
Exons: 1
Coding region: 1-720 (239 amino acids)
Source: RefSeq, a predicted model, not a curated record
AUGUGUAAAUUAGAUCGGAUAUUGGGGAACUCGGAGUUUAUUGAUAGAUUUGGGGAUGCCUCGGUUUUCUUUGAACCAAGAGGGAUCUCUGACCAUUCACCGGGUAUUCUAACGUUCAAAGUAGGGAGAAGACUUAGAAAACGUGGCUUUAAGUUUGAUAAUUUCCUGACUUCCCAUGAGGAUUUCCUCAGUUCGGUUGAGGGAGUAUGGGCGAAACCGAAGAAAGGCUCCUACAUGAAGAAAGUUCUCCUUAAAAUGCAAGAUAUGAAAGGGGUUUGCCGUAGACUAAGAAAUUCGUAUGGAUGCUUGRAUAAGAAGGUGGCAUUGUUAAAGGCGGAACUUAAUGUUGCUCAAUUGGCUUGUGACCUAGAUCCAUUUAAUGAUAUGCUGAAAGAGGACAUUGCUCACCUCUUGUUAGCAUAUCAACAAGCUAGGAAUGAUYAAUUGGAAWUGGUUAGWCAAAAGGCGAAGAUUUCUUGGUURAACGAGGGGGAUGGAAAUUCUAAGUUCUUCUUUCACUCCAUGAGAGAGAAGCGCAAUAGGAACCACAUUGCUGCUAUUAAGGACUCAUUUGGAAUGGUAUUUGAACAUGAUAAAGUACCAAAAGCUUUUGUUAAUCAUUUUGCAGGUAUUUUGGGUUCUUGUGAUGCGUUGGUUAACCCUUCUAUGGAAGAUUGUUCUUUCGAUCGUCUUUGUCUUUAUCGGAGUCUCUACACUUAA